This is a messenger RNA of Trichomonas vaginalis G3, 1029 nucleotides long. Its product is annotated as organellar and viral DNA polymerase type B. The annotation marks the transcript as partial. The record is from RefSeq and is a predicted model, not a curated record. The transcript has a single exon. Gene Ontology annotation, biological process: DNA replication. Gene Ontology annotation, molecular function: nucleotide binding; DNA-directed DNA polymerase activity; DNA binding. Lineage: Eukaryota; Parabasalia; Trichomonadida; Trichomonadidae.
AUGAAAACAUUGUGGGAGUGCAAAUAUUUCGAACCUAUUUCUUAUGGAGAACUUUUCACAUAUACGACUGACUUAUAUAAACAGAACCUUGCACCAUUUAAAGAUUUGACAUAUGCUCCAAAGUAUUGUGUACAACUGAAGAAGAAAGCAGAGUCAAAAGAAGUAAAUAAAGCUAAAUGUAAGUUCAUUCCUGAGCACGUUUUCUUUGCUGACUUUGAGUGUAGUACGGAUGGCUUUCAUAAAGCUUUUAACAUCUGUUUUGACAGUGAAGAUGGUUCAGUGAGUGAAAGCAUUUGGGGUCAAAACUGUGCAACAGAAUUUUUGGAACGACUUCCUGACAAGAGUUUAAUAUAUUUCCAUAACCUCAGUUAUGAUAUAAACUUCAUCUUAAGACACAUGACAGAAGUGAAAGGAACUCCCAUCAUUAAAGGUUCACGAACAAUGCAAAUAACUGGCUUAUAUAAAGGAAGGGCAAUUAUUAUAAAAGACUCUUACAGUGUUAUAAAUAAGAAGCUUAAACUAUUUCCUGCUAUGUUUAACUUACAAACAGGACCGAAAGAAGUAUUUCCAUAUAACUACUACAGCAGUGUUUUGUUAGCAAAUGACAACAGAACUGGUGUCAUUUCUGAAGCAUGUAAGUUUGUAAAAGAUAUUGAAACGUUCAUGAAAAACAUAGAUUCCAUCAAAGGUUGCAGAAUAGAUGAAAACCACUUCGACUUAGAAAAAUAUAGCACAUUUUAUUGCAAACAAGAUGUAAGAAUUUUAAGAGAAGGUUUUGUUAAGUUCCGCAAUGACAUAUUGAAAGAAUUUGAUUUAAACGUUUAUGACUACGUUAGUAUUUGUUCAAUUGCUAACAAAUUAUUUGAGAACAGAGUGUACUUCCCGAAUGGAAAUUUAUAUGACCUCUCAAAUAAACCAAGAGAAUUUAUUUCGAGAUGCAUUCAAGGUGGAAGAUGUAUGUUGUCAGAUAACAUUAAACAAAAGAGCAAAAAGAAACUCAUUGCUGACUUCGACGCUGUUUCAUUAUAU